CCCGGGGCAAAGCUUUUGUCGACAUCUGUGGUCCACACCACAAGGUCCCGGGGUACGUGAAGCCUCUUUUAGCUCUCCUCAGCAUUUCCUCGGACCCCCUCUUCUUGGCCUCCUCCUUAGCCAUAAAAGGCAGCACAUCUUGCUCUGACCCACGCUCCUCCACCGGCGACCUGACCGCAGCGCGGACCGCCUCUCUGUCCAGUUGGUCGAGGGGCUCACUCAGCCACAGUGCAGUUCAUUCCCCCUUCUGACUUCUUUGAGCGCCAUGGACACGCUGGAACACCCGAAUGAGCGUCCCCGAGGCUGGUAUCUGGCCCUAAUGGCACCCAACAGCAAGGGACCGUCGUUUGCCUGGCUGGACCCGUCCAGACUGUACUGCAACUCGCAGGCCCUGGCAGACUGUGUCAAAGAUAUUCUCAGCCCCUUUUGGAACGACACCAUCGACCUGGUGGCCGGGAUAGACGCCAUGGGAUUCAUUCUAGGUGCAUCUGUCGCCACCACGCUGGGCAAAGGCUUCCUUGCGGUGCGUAAAGCUGGACAUCUUUGCGUGAGCAGCCAACAGCAAACUUACACCGACUACACUGGCAGGGAGAAGACCAUGGAGGUACGAGAGGAUGUGCUUAAACCUGGUGUGAGGGUUUUGUUAGUGGACCAGUGGAUCGAGACCGGAGGAACCAUGAAGGCUGCCAUUCAGUUGCUGGAGAGGAUGGGAGCCAUCAUUGUCGGUGUUGCCGCUGUGGCUAUGGAGAAUACGGAAGGAGGCAAGUGGAUUCAAGACAAUUACAAAUGCUCGCACUGCAUCCCUGCGGAGCUCCAGAAACAAAUCGAUCAAAAAUAUUUGGACUCCUUCAAAAGCUUCAAGAAAUCAUGAGUGUGGUCACAAUGACUUUGACUGCAUGUUCCAUAACAUUCCUUUCAUAAAAAUAUUUUAUUGCAGACUAUUGCAACAUCACCGAUGUAACACGACAAAACAUUUCCGAACGUUUUUAACACUUAACGGCAACAAAAGUGUACAUAAAGUUAUAGUUACUAAAUAAAGUUUGUGUUGAAGGUUUGAAGUUUUAUUAUAUGUUAUUGACAGAAAAUGAGAAAAAAAGGCAAAUAAAUAGUGCUUUUUCUCCC
This is a messenger RNA of Corythoichthys intestinalis (scribbled pipefish), 1122 nucleotides long. RefSeq names its product adenine phosphoribosyltransferase-like. The transcript has 7 exons. The coding region runs from base 266 to 871 and encodes 201 amino acids. The record is from RefSeq and is a predicted model, not a curated record. Gene Ontology annotation, molecular function: adenine phosphoribosyltransferase activity. Lineage: Eukaryota; Metazoa; Chordata; Actinopteri; Syngnathiformes; Syngnathidae.